Molecule: messenger RNA, 4078 nt
Organism: Ochotona curzoniae (black-lipped pika)
Lineage: Eukaryota; Metazoa; Chordata; Mammalia; Lagomorpha; Ochotonidae
Gene: FOXP1
Product: forkhead box P1
Exons: 20
Coding region: 1269-3335 (688 amino acids)
Biological process (GO): regulation of transcription by RNA polymerase II
Cellular component (GO): nucleus
Molecular function (GO): DNA-binding transcription repressor activity, RNA polymerase II-specific; RNA polymerase II cis-regulatory region sequence-specific DNA binding
Source: RefSeq, a predicted model, not a curated record
GGUAACCUUUGCUGUCACAGACUCUGUGGUAGCCAAGCAGCCUCACAGCUGCCAUCAAGGUGAUGGCCUUUGCCAAGGGGACCCCUCUGCCUGCUGUGCAGCUAGUGCAGGCCUCUGUUCGCCACAGAACCUGCCUGGUGGGCUACCUUCCGCGUCCCCACCUUUCCCUUGGGUGAAACUGCAUCCACACCCUGCCGAGUCAGCCUCUCGGUUCCUCCCUGGCUGGCGUUGACACUGCAGCCGAAGCGGGUGGGAGAUGUGCAGUCAUCCGGUCCGACGGGAUGGUCCGUGCACGGGCAGUGUUUCUGCCGUCCACUGAGAUGGGAUUUUUGUUGCUGCUUUGCGAAGUGUCUGUCAGAGGCAAAGAUUCUGAGAACAUUGACAGUGCCCUCCCCCAAAGCCACACCUUGCAUUACGGAAAAGUAGCUCUCACAGGGUUGUUUUCCUGAUUUCUCAGAAAAUAAAAUGGGAAGUGAAAAGGCCAGUGUGCUCACUAUAGUGUGUGACUGUAAAGCUCAUUCGAUCUGCAAGUGAGAUUUAGGGUCAGAACAUUAGCUGUGAUGAUUAACAGGGGACAGAAUUUUUCUUUUCUUUUCAAGGAUGGUGGCAGUUAAUCAUUUUUAUCUGCCCGCCUUGUAGACUUGAUGAGAUUUAUUAUGUAUGCUGCAUGUUUAUGGCAUUUUUAUUGUAUGUUGUUAAUUUGUUGUAACUGCCACCACAUUUUUUUUUUCUUCUUCUUCCUUUUUUCUCCCACGAGGACCCUUGAAAGCAGCUAAGCAUCAACUGUGACUUUUUGCUUUAGGAAACUUCAUUUAAUUUUUAAUGAUAAUAACAAGUAGAAUCGUCUGCAAGUUGUGAGCAGCGCCGGUGCUGCCGUGCGCGCCUCACCUCAGCUGUCAGGAGGACUUGCAGGCACGCUGGUUUGGGUGCUCGUGUUUUCUGUUGAUGAUCAAGUGAGGCUUGUUUGGGUGGACUUAGAGAAUACACACUUAUGAAAACACUUCACCUGAAACCUAGAGGCACAAGCUGCUGAAAGCGCACUAAACUAUCAUUUUCUUCAUCCGUGGAAAGUCAUAUCUGGAGUUUCUGAAUCACUGUUAGCGUCCCUCUCUGUGUUGCAGUUUUGUGGCAUUAUGCAUGCCCCCUUCCUGUGACUCCAGGUUUUUUAUGGCUGUGAGACACGUUACAAGUUCAGGGGUAAGAAGUGACCUUUUGAGGUGACUAUAACUGAAGAUUGCUUUACAGAAGCCAAGAAAGGUUUUUGAGUCAUGAUGCAAGAAUCUGGGACUGAGACAAAAAGCAACGGUUCAGCCAUCCAGAAUGGGUCAAGUAGCGGCAACCACUUGCUAGAGUGCAGUAGUCUCCGGGAGGGCCGAUCCAACGGGGAGACGCCCGCUGUGGACAUCGGCUCGGCUGACCUCGCCCACGUGCAGCAGCAGCAGCAGCAGCAGCAACAACAGGCUCUUCAGGUGGCAAGACAGCUCCUUCUGCAGCAGCAACAGCAGCAGCAGCAACAGCAGCAGCAAGUUAGUGGAUUAAAAUCUCCCAAGAGGAAUGACAAACAACCAGCCCUUCAGGUGCCCGCGUCAGUGGCUAUGAUGACGCCGCAAGUUAUCACUCCUCAGCAAAUGCAGCAGAUCCUCCAGCAACAAGUGCUGAGCCCCCAGCAGCUGCAGGUCCUCCUCCAGCAGCAGCAGGCCCUCAUGCUGCAGCAGCAGCAGCUUCAAGAGUUUUAUAAAAAACAACAGGAACAGUUGCAGCUUCAACUUUUACAACAACAACAUGCUGGGAAACAGCCGAAAGAGCCCCAGCAGCAGCAGGUGGCUACCCAGCAGUUGGCUUUCCAGCAGCAGCUUUUGCAGAUGCAGCAGUUACAGCAGCAGCACCUCCUGUCUUUGCAGCGCCAAGGCCUUCUGACAAUUCAGCCUGGGCAGCCCACCCUUCCCCUCCAGCCUCUUGCUCAAGGCAUGAUUCCAACGGAACUGCAGCAGCUCUGGAAAGAAGUGACAAGUGCUCACACGGCCGAGGAGACCCCGGGCGCCAAUCACAGCAGUCUCGAUCUGACCACGAGCUGCGUCUCUUCUUCUAAGCCUUCCAACACCUCCUUAAUCAUGAACCCGCAUGCCUCUACCAAUGGACAGCUCUCGGUCCACACUCCCAAAAGGGAAAGUUUGUCCCACGAGGAGCACCCGCACAGCCACCCUCUCUACGGACACGGCGUGUGCAAGUGGCCAGGCUGCGAAGCGGUGUGUGAAGACUUCCAGUCGUUCCUAAAACAUCUCAACAGCGAGCAUGCGCUGGACGAUAGAAGUACAGCCCAAUGUAGAGUACAAAUGCAGGUUGUACAGCAGUUAGAGCUACAGCUUGCAAAAGACAAAGAACGCCUGCAAGCCAUGAUGACCCACCUGCAUGUGAAGUCUACAGAGCCCAAAGCCGCCCCUCAGCCCCUGAAUCUGGUGUCAAGCGUCACACUCUCCAAGUCCGCCUCCGAGGCUUCUCCACAGAGCUUACCUCACACCCCGACGACCCCGACCGCGCCCCUGACUCCCGUCACCCAAGGCCCCUCUGUCAUCACCACCACCAGCAUGCACACGGUGGGCCCCAUCCGCAGGCGGUACUCAGACAAAUACAACGUGCCCAUUUCUUCAGCAGAUAUUGCGCAGAACCAAGAAUUUUAUAAGAAUGCGGAAGUUAGACCACCAUUUACAUAUGCAUCCUUAAUUAGGCAGGCCAUUCUUGAAUCUCCAGAAAAGCAGCUAACACUAAAUGAAAUCUAUAACUGGUUCACACGAAUGUUUGCUUACUUCCGGCGCAACGCAGCCACGUGGAAGAAUGCAGUGCGUCAUAAUCUUAGCCUUCACAAGUGUUUUGUGCGAGUAGAAAACGUUAAAGGGGCAGUAUGGACAGUGGAUGAAGUAGAAUUCCAAAAACGAAGGCCACAAAAGAUCAGUGGUAACCCUUCCCUUAUUAAAAACAUGCAGAGCAGCCACGCCUACUGCACACCUCUCAAUGCAGCUUUACAGGCUUCGAUGGCUGAGAAUAGUAUACCUCUAUACACUACCGCUUCCAUGGGGAACCCCACUCUGGGCAACCUAGCCAGCGCAAUACGGGAAGAGCUGAAUGGGGCAAUGGAACACACCAACAGCAACGAGAGCGACAGCAGUCCCGGCAGAUCCCCUGUGCAAGCUGUACACCCUGUACACGUCAAAGAAGAGCCCCUCGACCCAGAGGAAGCUGAGGGGCCCCUGUCCCUGGUGACGACAGCCAACCACAGUCCAGAUUUUGACCACGACAGAGAUUAUGAAGACGAAGCAGUAAACGAGGACAUGGAGUGAACGUCUGAGUGGGCCGUCCCCAAGAAUGAAGAUAAAACAAACACGUCAAAAGUUAGCAGUGAAAUUGUUCUCCAUUUGUUGUACAGUCUGGAGGAUUUUCACUACAUUUUGACAACUCUGAAAUGUGUUAACUCUUAGUGCCAUCAAGAAUCCCAUUUGGGAGUAUUUUUGAUUUUUCUACUUUUUGUUGAAAACAGGAAUUUGUACUCUGUGCAUCGGAUGGACUUGUUUGGUACGUGGGAUUUUCCUGUCUUAACAUCAGUGUUGCGGAUUCACUGAACUGAUUCACUUUCAGCAGCAGACUUGGGCCUGCAGCCUGCCGACGCGGGCCGCUGCGGACACCGCCUGAGCGUGUGCGCCUAAGCUGCAGACCAAGCCUUUGCCCAGAACUUAAGGAUUCCAAUGGACGAACCUAUUUGCACAGUACUGCAUGUUGAUUAUCACUGCCUUUACUCCAUUUUUGUUUUUUUGUUGUUGUUUGGGUGUUUUUUUUUGUUUGUUUGUUUUUUUGCUUCCAGUUGGGAUGGGGAAGGCCUUUGUGUGUGUAUUGGGGGGAGGGGUUAAAAAGAAUUAUCCCAAACUUUUUAAUGUAUUGCUUUUUUUCUCCCCCCUGCUUUAACUAGACCAUUUUAAGUUCUGACCUCAGGCCUCCAUCUGGGCCCAUGGCCUCUUGGAGGCUUCAAGUUUUCUGUACCUUGUGAUGAAUGUUAAUAGGUGUUUUUAUUAUACAAAGCUGAAUGUCA